This is a messenger RNA of Arachis duranensis, 1229 nucleotides long. RefSeq lists its product as uncharacterized. The coding region runs from base 145 to 1083 and encodes 312 amino acids. The record is from RefSeq and is a predicted model, not a curated record. The transcript is spliced from 4 exons. NCBI's taxonomy places the organism in Eukaryota, Viridiplantae, Streptophyta, Magnoliopsida, Fabales, Fabaceae.
CGUGCGGCUGGUGUGUAAUGUUGAAAGAGGCAUUGGGUAGAAUCCGCCGCAUGUGAGAAUGGAUAGCAUGAAGUGGCACACAAACAGAAGCUUAGCCCUAAAACUAAAACUAGCUCAGGAUCGUUGAAUUACACUACAAAUCUCAUGUCUCGUCGAGACUCUGAUUCGAAGCGCUACCAUUCUAAGUUCGAUUCAGAAUCCAGUCCCAAGAGAUAUAGAAGGGAUGGAAGACAAGAAAGAGAAAGAGAGAGGGAGAGAGAGAAGGACAGAGUAGCAACAAAUGGAGGAGACCAUACGGAUCGGGACCAAAGACCCAAUUUGCUAAAUCGUUCUAAGGAAGUUAACAAAGAUGUUGCUGACAAGAAAUCAAAUGAUCAUAAUGAACCAUCCAAGCAUUCAUCUGAUCCUACUCAACCUCCAAGAUCCCACUCUUAUUAUCAGCAUGAUGAACGUGGUAAUGCUGGGCAGGUUGGUCGAAAUGCUGAUCGUAGGGAAGCUGGUGGAAAAGUCUCUUCUCAGAACAGAGAGUAUAAUGAAAAGGUGGAGACAGGUCAUAGUAGAGAGCCAAGAGAUGAGAAAUCACAUACUAAAUUGGAUGACAGUUUCCAGCGACGGGGUGGUUUUUCUGAGAGGAAAGAUGAGCAACCUACUACUACGAGGAGAAGGCCAGCAUUUAGGGAGAAGAAGAUUCCAGUGGAUUCAGGAGAAGUUAAUCCAGCAACAAGGAUGGUGGUAAAGGCUGUCCAUACUGACCAGUCUUCAGAAAGGAAUGAAAGGAAGGAAGAAAAAAGCAGCAACCCCAACCAUAUGGAUAGACCUGAGAAGCAAAAUGCAGAUGACAGAUUACCAAAUAGGACUGAAGCUAGGAGGGAUGGCUUUUCAUCAAGAGUUAGGUAUGGGGCCAAUGGAGGCAAUGGUAAUUACAGGGGAAGAGAUAGAUUCCACGGAAGACAGGGUUAUCAACCAACCAAGACCCGAGCAGAGAAGUGGAAACAUGAUUUGUACCAAGAGGUUAAUAAGGACCCUACGCCAAAGAACGAUGAUGACCAGAUUGCAAAGCUGGAAGCACUCUUGGCUUCAUGAUAUCUGAAAAAAUAACCAGUAUUUGAUAAGCUGUAAUGAUUGUUUUCUUGGAAAUCAUAGUUUAUUUCGUGUUUUGUCGAACAAUGUCAAAAUAUGACUUGCAACAUUUGCUGAUUUCGUUUUAUAAAUUACAUGUUGAGAGUUUA